AUGCGCGUCUGGUCAGUCAACAAGGUCCCCUGGAAUUUCCUCAGAAACCAGCACCUUUCCUCCCUUGACAGUAACCACGCCCAUGACCUUCAGCAUCUAGACAAGUCCUUCUGCGACUUCAGCACGGGGGGCAUUGCCCCGGACACACCAGCCACAGCCUCGCAGGCAUGGACUUGCUCGGCUGGGACUCGGAGGUCAGCACACUCAGAGACAGCCGCAGUCACGAGCAGAGGCCCGGAGGCUGGGGCACGGACGAGCCCUCGCUCUGUGGAAGCGACUGGCUCCCCAUCCUCCCCGGUGACUUUCCCUGCCACAGGCUCACCUGCUCCUGCUUCCUCCAUGUGGCCCGGGCAUGGCCUCUCCUCUCCUGCUCCCGUGACCUCACCUGUCACCUCUGACCUGGUGAACACCGCACACAGGUUAGGCACAGGCUCGACACCUGGAACCAGUUCAGCUCCAAACGUGAGCAGCAGCGCAUAUGAAACACCAGCCACCUUUGAAGCCCCCACAGCUACAGAGAAUACUCAUCCUUUUGCCAACCCAGCAGCAGCCGCUCUGGGGACCGGCAGCCAUUCUGGAAGUGAACCACGUUCCUCUGUCCCAAUCCGUUCCGAGCCCACCACCACAGCCUCUGCCACGGAAGAGACCACUCUUCCCACGUCGAUGCCUGCCUCCCAGCAGACCACCAUGUCUGAGACAGAGCCACAUGCCCACCUGACCUCUGGAUGGAGGUGGACCAGCAUAGCCCUGGACUCCAGCCCAGCCACACCCACAGACAGGCCUUCAUCUCCUCUGUCUGCUCAUCUUUUGAAGAGUCCCGAGACCGAGGCCACCCCUUCCACGAAAACAUCAGUCCCAGGCCACCUUCCGCCUUCGCACACGGAAUUUCCAGCAGAUAUUCCAGUGAAAACUACCACCCUCUCUUACACGUCUCUGGCCGCUGCAGGAUCUGCUGGGGCCACUGCCUUCCCAGAAUCCAAGCUUUCCGGGUCCGCCUCAGAAAGUGCUCAUCACCCAAGCACAGCUGAGGCCAUGUUGGCUGACACGCUGACCCCAGAAGCCACGGCUUCCCUCCCCACGUCCGGGGUUGCACGUGCCCGCUCACCUGCCUCCUCAGUCAGGCCCUUCCCUAGGACAGAGGCAGGCCCCGGGAGUGCUACAGUGCCCACCAUUGCAGAAAGCCUCCCUUCAUCCGCGCCGACACCACCCCCCUCUGCAACCUCUGCUGCCCCCCCAGGGAUCGCCUCCUCACCGGCCGCCCCACGGGCAGUGGACGCCAGCCUUGGGGCAGACAGCACAACUGCCAGAGGGCCCGCUGUGAUGCUCAGUACAUUGGAGACCUGGACCCAGCCGGUCAGGACAUCCUCUUCACCCAUUAGGGACUCCACAGUGACCGAGAGUAUUGACCUGGGUGCAGUGACAAGUGCUUCCCGACCUCCUCCACACUCAACACCACUGACAAGGACAGAUGGCAUCGUGGAGCACAUCACAAAGAUACCCAGGGAAGCAGUUCGUGGCGGCACUGCAGGACCAAUCCAUGUCCCUCUGCCAUCCACAUCAUCUGCUAGUCUUAGAGGACUACCUACAGGGGCGAGAGAGAGAGCAGAGGCCACGGCCACAGCCCUGGAGACCCCGUCCGCAGUGACUCCGGCCUCCCGUGUGUCUUCUCCCACUUCGGGAACGCCGGCCCUCCUCAGGACAUCGGGUGAGGUGGUCAGCAUGGGCACGGCAGGGGCCACCACCACGACCCCGGAUGUUCCCCCGGACGUUCCGGAGAGGACAGCCUCGUUGGCCCCCAGACCUGGAGCAGAGGCCAGCACAGCAGUUCCCUGGACAGCCUCGUCUGUUCUCAAGAGAGGAUCAGAGACCACCCCCUCCCUGGUCCCUAGUUCUGGGGCAGAAACCAGGUCAGCUGUUGCCACACCGACUGUUACCUUUGGUGAGCCAGAGACCGCAACCUCGUGGGCUACCCAUGCUGCGGAGACCAGCCCCACCAUCUCCAGGGCAACACUGAAUGUUUCCCACAGUGAAUCAGACACCACAUCCCCAACAGCUACCAGUCCUGGGGCAGAAGUCAGUUCAGCUGUUCGAACGACUGUCUCCCCUGGGGCCGUGGCGAUGGCGACCUCACUGGUCACUAGCCCUGAGGCAGAGACGAGUAUGGCUGUUUCAACUCUGACUGAGUCCCCACAUGAACCAGAGACCCCAGCCACAAGCGUCACCCAUCCCAGGACAGAAGCCAGUUCAGCUGCUCCAACUGUGACUGUUUCCCCUGGGGAGCCAGAUACAACAGCCUCUUGGGGCCGUUCUUCAGACAGGAACACACCUGUGUCCAGAACAGCUUUGAAUUUUUCCCACAGUGAAUCAGACACUGCACCCUCCAUGGCCACCGGUCCUGGGGCGGAAGCCAGUUCAGCCAGUCCAACAGCAACCGUCUCCCCUGGUGUAUCAGAUACGGUGACCUCACAGGCCACUCGUUCUGGGACAAAUGGCAGUAUGGUCAUUCCACCUCUGACUGUUUCCCCUGGUGCGCCUGAUACAACAGCCUCAGUGGUCACCCAGCCUGGGGCACAGACCGGUUCAACCACCCCAGUUCUGACUGUCUCACCUGGUGUACCAGGGGUGGCAACCUCACUGGUUCCUAGGUCUGGGGCAGAGACCAGUACAACUUUUCCAGAUCAGACUCAUUCCCCACAUGAACCAGAGGCCACAGCCUCCAGGGGCUUCCAUUCAGAGACAGAAGCCACUUCUGCUGUUCCAACUGUGACUGCUUCCCCUGGGGAGGCAGGUACUACAGUCUCCCUGGCCACCCAUCCUGCAGAGACCAGCCCAGCUGUUCCUGGGACAGCCUCCGAUUUCUUCCCUAGUGAGUCAGACACCACAGCCUCAACAGCCACACGUUCUGGAGCAGAAGCCAGUUCUGCCAUUCCAACUACACCCAUCUCCUCUGGUGUACCAGGGCUUGUAACGGCUCAGGCCACUCGUUCUGGGGCAGACAUCACCACCACUUUUCCAACUCUGACUGUUUCCCCAGAUACAACAGCCUCCUCGGCCACCCAUCCUGCAGACACCAGCCCGACUGUUCCCAGGACAGCCCCCAUUUUUUCCCCUAGUGAGUCAGUAAGCACACCCUCAAUGGCCACCAGCCUUGGGACAGAAGCUGGUUCAGCUGUUCCAACUUCAGCUGAUGAACCCGAUGUGGUGACCUCACAGGUCCCUAGUGCUGAGGCAGACAUCAAUAUGGCUAUCCCAACUCUGACUUUUUCUCCUGGUCAUCCAGAGACCACAGCCCCCCGGAUCACUCAUCCUGGGACGCAGACCAGGUCAUCCGUUCCAGCUCCCGUGGUACCUCCUAGUGAGCCGGGGCUGGUGACCUCCCUGAAUACUAGCUCUGGAGCAGAGACCAGCCCAGCCGGUCACACUCUGACUGUUUCCCCCAGUGAGCCCGAUACCACAGCCUCAUCGGUCACCCAGCCUGGGACACAGACCAGUUCAGCCAUUCCAGCUCUGACUGGCUCCCCUGGGGCAUCAGCGGUGGAGAUCUCACUGGUCACCAGUGCUGGUGCAGCGACCAGUACAAUUAUUCCCUCUGUGACUGAUUCCCCACCCGAACCAAAGACAACAGCUUCCUGGGUUCCCCGCUCCACAGAGACUAACACACCUGUUAUUGCAACAACUCUGAAUGUUUCCCAUAGUAAUUCAGACACCACAUCCUCAAUGGCCACCAGGCCAGGGGCAGAAGCCAGUUCAGCCGGUCCGACUACCCGUGUCUCCCCCGGUGAACCAGAUACGACAGCCUCACUGGUCACUAGUUUUGGAGCAGAGACGGGCCCAACUUCUCCAACUCCGCCUGAGUCCCCACGUGAAGCAGAGACCCCAGCCACAAGAGUCACCCAUCGCGGGACAGAAGCCAGCCCAGCUGCUCCAGUUGUGACUGCUUCCCCUGGGGAGCCACAUACAACGGCUUCCUGGGUCAUCUCUGCUGCAGAGUCCAGCCCGACUGCUCCCCAGACAACCCCCAGGGUUUCCCGUAACGUGACAGACGCCACACACACACCAGCCACCCGCCUUGGGGCAGAAGCCAGUUCAGCUGUUCCGACUUCAACCGUCUCGCCUGCUGUACCAGAUGUGACCUCACAGGCCUCUGGUGUGGAGACCAAUGUCAGCAGGGCCGCUCCAGCUCUGAGAGUCUCUCAUGAACCGGCGACCACGGCCUCACCGGUCACCCACCCCAGCAGUGAGACGAGCUCACGUUUCCUUGCUUCAAGUGUGUUUCCUCACUUGCUGGAGUCCACAGCCUCACCAUCUGCCCGACCUGGCUUGGAGACGAGUGUGGCUGUUCCAGCUCAGGUUUCCCUGGGUCUGCCAGAAACAACCUCCUUCACACCUGUGACCGAGAGCAGCCCAGCUGAUGGGAGUCCACCUGUUUCAUUUGGCGCCCCCGCAGAAACAGCCUCGUGCUCCACCCACACUGGGGUGGAUGUCAGCACAACCGUCUCUGCUUCUGCUCUUUCCCCUAGUUUAUCGGAGGCCAUGGGCUUAUUGGCCGCCAGCCCUGCAUCAGAGGCCAGGACAGGCAUCCCACUGCUGACCGUUUCCCCCGGGGUUCUUGAGCCCGCUGGCAGCCCGGCAGCCCCUGGAGAGCCUUACACUGUAAGCACAGAGCCCUCACCACCCACAACCUCAGCGGGACCCCCAAAAUCUUCCAACAUGGUCACAGGGGGCACCGUGACUUCCAAAGCAUCAGAAACACCAGCUCCACCUGAGACCAGUAGUGGAGAAGGAUCACAUCCAACCACUAUCCUGAAAACGACGACUCUUGAGACCCCUGAUGCAGCUGCUACAGGGUCAGGCCCCACGGUGACCGAGACCACAGCCACCUUCAGUGCACCGGCUAGAAGUCCGUUUGUCCCUGUCACCACACCUGCGAUGUCCACUGUGGCCUCUGUGAGUGUGACUUCAGGAACAACUCUGCUGACCUCCACAUUCUCUUCGGGAUCCCCAGCAUCUCUGACUCCCACCUCCAGCUCUGCAGCUGCAGGUGUGGGCCCAGCCCCGGCACCAUUCACUCUCAACUUCACCAUCACCAACCUGACUUACACCCCAGAUAUGAGGCACCCGGGUUCCGCCAAGUUCAGCUCCACUGAGAAGGCCCUGACUCGCCUGCUGGGUCCUUUGUUCAGGAACACCAGCAUUGGCCCACUGUACUCUGGCUGCAGACUGACCUUGCUCAGGGCUGAGAAGUACGGAGCAGCAAUGGGAGUGGACGCCAUCUGCACCUACCAUCCAGACCCCAUGGGCUCUGGGUUGGACAGAGAAGAGUUGUACCGGGAGCUGAGUCAGCUGACCUAUGGGGUCACCCGGCUGGGCACAUACAUGCUGGACAGAGACAGUCUCUACAUAAAUGGUUAUAACCAUCGAUACUGGACCACCACCACCAGCACGGCAGGCACAAGCCCUUCUCUGGUGCCCUUCACGAUCAGCUUCACCAUCACCAGCCUGCGCUACACAGAGGACAUGGCACCUCCGGGAUCUGAGUUUUUCAACACCACAGAGAGGAUCCUGAAUCGCCUGCUCAAACCCUUGCUCCAGCACAGCAGUAUCGGGCCCCUCUACUCUGGUUGCAGAUUGACCUUGCUCAGGCCUGAGAAGAACAGAACAGCCACUGGAGUUGAUACUGUCUGCACUCACCGUCCUGACCCCAUGAGCCUUAGGCUAGACAGAGAGAGUCUGUACUGGGACCUGAGCCGUGGGACUUACGGGGUCACCCAGUUGGGCUCCUUCAACCUGGACAAGGACAGCCUCUAUGUCAACGGUUAUACCCAUCGGGGCUCAGCCUCCACCGCCAGUGCUGCUGUCACCUCCAUGCGCUUCCCAGGGACCUCGGUGAGGCCGUCCCUCUUCUCCAGCUCCACAGCAGCGGCCCCUUUCCUGGUGCCCUUCACCCUCAACUUUACCAUCACCAACCUGUACUACGAAGAAGCCAUGCGCACCCGGGGCUCCUGGAAGUUCAACUCCACCGAGAGGAUCCUGCAGGGCCAGCUCGGACCCUUGUUCAAGAACACCAGCGUGGGCCGUCUGUACUCUGGCUGCAGGCUGACCCUGCUCAGGCCCGAGAAGGAUGGCGCAGCCACCGGAGUGGAUGCCGUCUGCACCUACCACCCUGACCCUCCAGAUGCCAGGCUGGACAGAGAGCGGCUGUACCGGGAGCUGAGCCGGCUGACCCGCGGUGUCACCAGGCUGGGCCCCUACACCCUGGACCAGGACAGUCUCUGCAUCGGCGGUUACACCCACCCGGCCCGGGCCACCACCCUCAGCAGUCACACCCAUCCGGCCUCAGCCACCACCCCCGGGACCGCUGGGACCUCCACAUCCUUCCCCACCACCAGACCCACAGCCACUGGCCCUGCCCUGGUGUCCUUCACCCUGAACGUCACCGUCACCAACAUGGAGUACACUGAGGACAUGGGGCGUCCGGCUUCCUUGAAGUUCAGCUACACCGAGAGGCUCCUGCAGCCCCAGCUCAGGCUCCUGCUCAACAAGACCAGCAUCGGCCCCCUCGGUGCUGACUGCAGGCUGGCCUCGCUCAGGCCCAAGAAGGACAGGGCAGCUACCAGAGUGGACAUCCUCUGCACCUUCCAUUCUGGCCCUGCGGGCCCCAGGCUGGACGCAGAGCGGCUGUACUGGGAGCUGAGCCGUGAGACCCACGGAGGCACCCUGCUGGGCCCCUUCACCCUGGACAGGGACAGUCUCUACGUCAAUGGUCACACCUACAGAGCCUCGGCCCCGACCAUCACCGCCGGGAAGGUGGGCGAAGAGCCAUUCUCACUGAACUUCACCAUCGACAACCUGCGCUACUCGGCGGACAUGGGCCACCCCAGCUCGCUCAAGUUCAACAUCACAGACAGCCUCAUGCAGCACCUGCUCGGCCCUUUGUUCCAGAGGAGCAGCCUGGGUGCCCAAUACACAGGCUGCAAGGUCACCUCGCUAAGGUCUGUGAAGAACGGCGCCAGUACAGGGGUGGACAUCCUCUGUGCCUACCUGCGGCCCCCCAGCAGCCCGGGGCUGCCCACCAAGAGGGUAUUCCAUGAGCUGAGCUGGCAGACCCGUGGCAUCACCCGGUUGGGCCCCUAUUCCCUGGACAAGGACAGCCUUUACCUCAAUGGUUAUAACGAACGUGGUCCCGAUGAGCCUCCUACCACCCCCAGCCUGGCCACCACAUCCCUGCCUACUUCAUCACCACCUCUGCAGCCAGAAGCCACCACAGCUCUGGGGUACCACCCGAAGACCUUGACACUCAAUUUCACCAUCUCCAGCCCCCAGCAUCCAACAGACGUGAGCAACAGCUCAGCCGCAUUCAACAGCACCGAGAGGGCUCUGCGGGGCCUGCUUGGAGCCUUGUUGCAGAAGAGCAGCCUGGGCCCCUUCUACUCAGGUUGUGGACCGAUCUCCCUCAGGCCAGAGAAGGACAGUGCAGCCACUAGCGUGGAAGCCGUCUGCACCUACCGGCCUGACCCCAUGGGCCAUGGGCUGGACAGAGAGCGGCUGUACUGGGAGCUGAGCCAGCUGACCUACGGUGUCACCAGGCUGGGCCCCUACACCCUGGCCAGAGACAGCCUCUUCGUCGGCGGCUACACACCCCAGGGCUCACCUGUCCUGAGAGAGUACCAGCUCAGUUUCCGCAUCCUCAACCGGAACAUCAGCAGCCCAGACCCCCAGUCCUCGGAGCGCACCGCCCUGCUGAGGGAUGUCCAGGACAAGAUCUUCAGACUCUACAGAGGCAGCCAGCUACAGGACGUGUUCCGUUCCUGCCUGGUGACCGACGUGACGAUGGGCUCCAUGUCAGUCACCGUCAAAGCACUGUUCUCCUCCAGUCCGGACCCCAGAGUGGUGAAGCAAGUCUUUCUAGACAAGACCUUGAAUUCCUCAUUCCAUUGGCUGGCUGCCACCUACCAGCUGACAGACGUGCGUGUGACAGAAUUGGAGCCAUCCGUUCAUCUACCAACAGAAAAACCAACAAGCAGCCCCAGCCCCCAGCACUUCCAGCUGAAUUUCACUGUCACCAACCUGCCCUAUUCCCAGGACCUGGCCCAGCCAGGCUCCACCCAGUACCAGCAGAACAAGGGAAGCAUCGAGGCUGCGCUCAACCAGCUCUUCCAAAACAGCAGCAUUAAAACUUAUUUUUCUGACUGUGAAGUUUCAGCAUUCAGGCCUGUCCCCUCUACCAGCCACACUGGGGUGGGCUCCCUGUGUACAUUCUCCCCACUGGCUCGGAGGCUGGACAGAGUUGCCAUCUAUGAGGAAUUCCUGUGGCUGACCCAGAAUGGCAGCCGGCUGCGGAACUUCACCCUGGACAGGGACAGCAUCCUCGUGGAUGGGUAUUCUCCCAACAGGCAUGAGGCCUUGUCUGAGAAUUCUGACCUCCCCUUCUGGGCCAUCAUCCUCAUCUGCUUGGCAGGACUCCUGGGAUUCAUCAUGUGCCUCAUCUGCUGUUUCCUGGUCACCGUCUUCCUGCGGAAGAAGGAGGGAGAUUACAAGGUUCAGCAGCAACGCCUGGGCUACUACCUGCCACACCUGGACUUCAGGUAGCUGCAGUGACCAGCUCAGUUGGAGGCCCCCUGCAUCCUGCCAGGGUCCAGAGGAGCUCAGUUGGAACAGAAAUAAACCACACUGAUUGGACCCAG
Messenger RNA from Manis pentadactyla (Chinese pangolin), 8684 nucleotides. RefSeq names its product mucin-16-like. The transcript is spliced from 41 exons. NCBI's taxonomy places the organism in Eukaryota, Metazoa, Chordata, Mammalia, Pholidota, Manidae. The record is from RefSeq and is a predicted model, not a curated record. The coding region runs from base 1 to 8589 and encodes 2862 amino acids.